Molecule: messenger RNA, 315 nt
Organism: Mesocestoides corti
Lineage: Eukaryota; Metazoa; Platyhelminthes; Cestoda; Cyclophyllidea; Mesocestoididae
Source: the annotation of a GenBank genome assembly
AUGGGAUCAACCACCAGAGUUAUUCGGAUGGAGGAAGUUAAGCAGCAUAAUAAGGACAAGGAUUGUUGGAUUGUCAUUCAUGACAAUGUGUAUGAUGUUUCACAAUUUCUGGAAGAACAUCCUGGAGGUGAUUUCACUAUCUUAGAGCAUGCAGGUGCCUUCGCCACAGAAGCUUUUGAAGAUGUUGGCCACUCGGAAUCAGCCCGGGAUCUAAUGAAAAAAUAUCAUGUUGGAGUUCUUGCCGAGGAAGACAAGGAAUCAACAUUAAAAUUUUCCUCAAAUUAUUCUCGGGAAAAGAUGGCUAGCUUUACGUAA